Molecule: messenger RNA, 3442 nt
Organism: Myotis myotis
Lineage: Eukaryota; Metazoa; Chordata; Mammalia; Chiroptera; Vespertilionidae
Gene: CCDC8
Product: coiled-coil domain containing 8
Exons: 1
Coding region: 777-3041 (754 amino acids)
Biological process (GO): regulation of mitotic nuclear division; microtubule cytoskeleton organization
Cellular component (GO): 3M complex
Source: RefSeq, a predicted model, not a curated record
UGGGCCUCACCCUGGGGAGGGCGAGGAGGAACUUCCUGCCCGCGCGCUCGCUCCGGGGCACAGCGCGCGCCGACCAGGAGGCGGGAGGCGAGUCAAGGUCAGCCUGGACCAGGUGGCCGCCUGCCGAGGGGCGGGAGGCCCUCCCGGGGGGCUGGGCGGCCUCCCCCGAGCGCUCGGCCAUAUUGAAUAGCCGCGGCGGAGCCGUCUUUGUCUGCGAAGUCCUCGCCCAAGUUCCAGGCGCGCCCCCGUGCCCGGGCCGGGAGGAGCCACGGCCGCCCGCGCGCUCCAACUUGCAGCCGGGACACCACGUUUUCCGCUCGCGGUGGGCGGUGAGCCUCAGGACGGGCCUCGACCCGGCUCCCGUGAGCGUCCUGAACACGGAUUCCCCCCGCGGGCUGCGGGGAGCCGGCCUGGGUCCAGCAGGACUAGUUGCCGGCGGAGGAAUUGGGAGGCGCUGGCUCACCCCCACCCGGGAGAGGGGAGACUCUCCGCGCAGCAUUGCCGGGACCCCCUCCCCGCCCCCACUUCGUGCAGUUUAGGCUCGUUGCCCCCACCCAGAUUUCACGCUGGAGAUCCUGAAGACCCUCGAGAAAAGCCACGUGGGGGGCUGGUUCCCCUGGGGCUUCCUCCCGUCCCCCGACGGCCUGAUUCUCUGGAGCGUGCCCGACGUCUGCAAAGAUGUGGACCUGGACGUGCUCGUGGACGCCCUGAAGCCCGUGGGGACCUUUAAGAAGAUCGGCAAGGUGUUCCGCCGGGAGGAGGACUCCACGGUGGGGAUGCUGCAGAUCGGCGAGGACGUGGACCACCUGCUCAUCCCGCGCGAGGUCCGGCUGGCGGGGGGCGUCUGGAGGGUCAUCUCCAAGCCCGCCACCAAGGAGGCGGAAUUCCGGGAGCGGCUGACCCGGUUUCUGGAGGAAGAGGGCCGCACCCUGGAGGACGUGGCCCGCAUCAUUGAGAAGAGCACCCCGCACCCUCCCCAGCCCCCCCAAAAGCCCAAGGGGCCCCGAGUGAGGAGGAGAGUCCCGCAGAUGGCGACCCCGCCUCCCCGGCUGGUCGUGGGCACCUACGACAGCAGCAACGCCAGCGACAGCGAGUUCAGCGACUUCGAGGCCUCGCGAAAGCAGGGCGACCAAGGCCGCAGGGGCCCCAUGCGCAGCGGGAAGGCGCGCAAGAUGCCGGUCAGUUACCUGGGCAGCAAGUUCCUGGGGAGCGACCUGGAGAGCGAGGAUGACGAGGAGCUGGUGGAGGCCUUCCUCCGGCGCGGGGAGAAGCAGCCGGGCGCCCAGCCCGCCCGCCGCCGCGGGAACCUGCCGGUGCCCAUGUUUGAGGACGGCCCGGGGCUGCAGCCGCCCAAGGGGGACAGGUGGCGGGAGUACGUCAGCCAGGUGUCCUGGGGGAAGCUGAAGCGCAGGGUGAAGGGCUGGGCGCCCAGGUCCGGCCCCGGAGUGGGUGAGGCCCAGCAGGCCUCUGUCAGGGUGGAGAGGGAUGAGGUGCCAUGUAGCGCCCCUCAGGGGGAUCACGUGGUGAGCGCAGGAGGUGGGCUGGUGCCCGAGGCUCCCCCAAGGCGAUGGAGGCCCAAGAUUAAGUGGGCCUCGUUUAGGCUGCUCAGGAGGGAGGAAGCAGCAUCCACAGCUCAGGGGGCAGAGGCUGCAGCUGAUCAGAGGGCGGAGACUGUGGGUAAUCAGAGGGUGGAGGCUGCAGCUGAUCAGAGGGUGGAGGCUGUGGGUAAUCAGAGGGUGGAGGCUGCAGCUGGUCAGAGGGUGGAGGCUGUGGGUAAUCAGAGGGUGGAGGCUGCAGCUGAUCGGAGGGCGGAGGCUGCAGCCGAUCAGAGAGUGGAGGCUGCAGCUGCUCAGAGGGUGGAGGCUGCAGCUGAUCAGAGGGUGGAGGCUGCAACUGAUCAGGGAGCAGAGGCUGCAGCCGCUCAGAGGGUGGAGGCUGCAGCUGCUCAGAGGGUGGAGGCUGCAGCUGCUCAGAGGGUGGAGGCUGCAGCUGCUCAGAGGGUGGAGGCUGCAACUGAUCAGGGAGCAGAGGCUGCAGCUGCUCAGAGGGUGGAGGCUGCAGCUGCUCAGAGGGUGGAGGCUGCAGCUGCUCAGAGGGUGGAGGCUGCAGCUGCUCAGAGGGUGGAGGCUGCAGCUGAUCAGGGAGCAGAGGCUGCAGCUGCUCAGAGGGUGGAGGCUGUGGGUAAUCAGAGGGUGGAGGCUGCAGCUGAUCAGAGGGUGGAGGCUGUGGGUAAUCAAAGGGUGGAGGCUGCAGCUGAUCGGAGGGCGGAGGCUGCAGCCGAUCAGAGAGUGGAGGCUGCAGCUGAUCAGAGGGUGGAGGCUGUGGGUAAUCAGAGGGUGGAGGCUGCAGCUGAUCAGGGGGUGGAGGCUGUGGGUAAUCAGAGGGUGGAGGCUGCAGCUGAUCAGGGGGUGGAGGCUGUGGGUAAUCAGAGGGUGGAGGCUGCAGCUGAUCAGAGGGCAGAGGCUGUGGGUAAUCAGAGGGUGGAGGCUGCAGCUGAUCAGGGGGCAGAGGCUGUGGGUAAUCAGAGGGCCGGAGCCCCAGUUGUCCAGGGAGCAGAGGCUGCAGCUGAUCAGAGGGCAGAGGCUGUGGGUGAUCAGAGGGCCGGAGCCCCAGUUGUCCAGGGAGCAGAGGCUGCGGCUGAUCAGAGGGCAGAGGCUGCAGCUGAUCAGGGGGCAGAGGCUGUGGGUGAUCAGAGGACCGGGGCCCCAGUUGUCCAGGGAGCAGAGGCUGCAUCUGAUGGGGCCGAGGCCAGAGCUGGUCAGAGAGCAGAGGCUUCUGCUGAAGCUGCCGCCUUAGCUGCCCCGGGAGCCACAGGAGCGACCCCAGGAGCUAGGGCCCGGAAGCAGGUCAAGACAGUGAGAUUCCAGACCCCUGGGCGCUUUUCGUGGUUUCGCAAGCGCCGGAGAGCCUUCUGGCACACUCCCCGGUUGCCAACCCUGCCCAAGAGAGUCCCCAGGGCAGGCGAGGCCGGAGGCCUCAGGGUGCUGAGGGCCGAGGCCAGAGCAGAAGCGGAGCCGGAAGAGCAAGAGGACCUGCUGUGAGGCGGGCAUAGAAGCCAGAGAGCCCCUGCCACCUGCCACCUACCGGCCACUCAGGGCGCCCCCCUCCCCCGCACUUGGACAGAGAUGCUAUUUCUGCCUCCACGCGUGAAAAAGGAGGUGGGGCUGGAGGUGGACCGAGGGCCGGCAGCACCUACCACCCCUUUUCUUUUCUUGUUAAAAUUUUAACUUUCAUGCAUUGAUUUUUUUUAGAAAAAAAUACAGACUCUCUAGUAACCCAGGGAACGUAAGGAAAGAAACCGGUGCAAUGGGGUUGCAUUAACUUCCUCACAUGCAACCCUGGGUGCUCAGCGUGACGGGAGCCAGGCGGAGAGAAAUUCCCUCCUCUUUGCUUUCCGUGCUCCCUCCCGCUGCACAUCUCAUGGUGCUGGCCUCCUGGAACC